Messenger RNA from Vigna angularis (adzuki bean), 1834 nucleotides. Its product is annotated as 70 kDa peptidyl-prolyl isomerase. The transcript has 12 exons. NCBI's taxonomy places the organism in Eukaryota, Viridiplantae, Streptophyta, Magnoliopsida, Fabales, Fabaceae. The coding region runs from base 75 to 1706 and encodes 543 amino acids. The record is from RefSeq and is a predicted model, not a curated record. Gene Ontology annotation, molecular function: peptidyl-prolyl cis-trans isomerase activity; protein binding.
CUCCAAAGGAGGGAAACCAAUAACGGCUUAUCCUGUUUUGGAAACUUGAAGCUCUCUUUUUUGCUGUUUCUGUGAUGCCAAUGGCAGUUUCUCAUCUGAGCCACUCUCAUCAAAAUCAACUGAAAACUGAAGACUCACAAUUCUUUUUCAAGGAAAUUGGAAAUGAAGGUCUCACAAAGCGGAUUCUCAGAAAAGGAGUCUCUUGGCAAACUCCAUUCUCUGGAGAUGAAGUGGAAGUUCAUUUCAGAGGACAUGUUGAGAAUGGAGCAUCUCUUGAAUCCAGUUAUGAUAAAGGGUUCACGUUUCGUUUCAAAUUAGGCCAGUGUGAAGUUAUCAAAGGAUGGGAUGAAGGAGUUGCCACCAUGAAGAAAGGGGAGAGAGCAAUCUUCAAAAUACCACCUAACUUGGCAUAUGGGGAACAAGGUUCUCCUCCAUUGGUUCCUCCCAAUGCAACUCUCAUUUAUGAAAUUGAAAUGCUGUCUUGGAGCACCAUAAGGGAUUUGACUGGCGAUGGAGGAAUCAUGAAAAAGCUAAUAAGAGAGGGAGAAGGAUGGGCCACUCCCAGAGAAGAUGACGAGGUGCUAGUGAAAUAUGAAGCACGGCUGGAGAAUGGGAUGCUUGUCUCAAAGUCUGAGGAGGGAGUGGAGUUUAAUGUAAGUUAUGUUUUUGGAACAGGCUAUCUAUGUCCUGCUAUGAGUAUAGCAGUAAAGACAAUGAGAAAGGGCGAAGUGGCAGAACUAGCAGUGAGAUUAUUUUACGGGCAGAGUAAAAAUUCAAAUAUGACCACUCAGCUAGAUGGUGUUUCUCCACCAGAUUCUAAUUUAACUAGCAUCAAGCUUGAACUGGUAUCAUGGAAAGUUGUUACAGAUGUCACAGGAGACAAGAAGAUACUGAAAAAGAUUAAGAAAGUGGGUGAGGGGUUUGAUCGUCCUAACGAGGGAUCACAAGUGAAAGUGAUAUAUUUGUGCAAAGGGGAAGAUGAUAUAAUUAUUGAGAGGAAAGGAUCAGAGGAAGAACCUUUUGAGUUUACAACUCAAGAAGAACAAGUACCCGAGGGUCUAGAAAGAGCAAUAAUGACAAUGAAAAAAGCAGAACAAGCUCUUGUAAUCGUCCAUGCAGAAUAUUUGUGCGGCUCUAAUAAUUCACAGGGAAACACAGCAAAUAAUAAAGUCCUUUAUUAUGAAGUUGAGUUGGUUGAUUUUGUCAAGGAAAAACCAUUUUGGAAAAUGAACACAGAAGAGAAAAUAGAAGCCUGUGAGAGAAAGAAGCAUGAAGGAAAUCUGCUGUUCAAAGCUGAAAAUUUCAUGCACGCAUCUAAGAAAUAUGAAAAGGCUGUAAAGUACAUUGAGUUUGAUCACUCAUUCGGUGAAGAUGAGAAGCAUCGUUCUAAUAACUUACGUUUAUCCUGCAACUUGAACAAUGCUGCCUGCAAACUUAAAUUGGGAGAGUAUAUUGAAGCUUCAAGACUAUGCACAAAGGUCCUACAAGAAGACCCUUCAAAUAUCAAGGCUCUUUAUAGAAGAUGCCAAGCAUACAUGAAAACAUCAGACUUGGAGAAAGCUGAGGCUGACAUUAAAAGAGCUUUGACCAUUGAUCCAAAUAACAGAGACAUUAAACUUGAGUACAAAGAGCUCAAAGUUAAGCAAAAGGAAUACAAUGCAUAUGAAGCUGGCAUCUUCAGCACAAUGGUUUCAAGAAUGAGCUAGUUUAGAAUUUUUAAAAUAAACAGUAUUUAUGUCUUAAAAUGAUACUAGAGACUUCAAAUAGUUAUUUGAAAUUUCAGAAGAGUAAAAUUCAAAGAAAAAUAUUAUAUAAGAACUAAAGUUAAUAUUCA